This is a messenger RNA of Diaporthe batatas, 1568 nucleotides long. RefSeq lists its product as uncharacterized. The transcript is spliced from 2 exons. Gene Ontology annotation, molecular function: 2-dehydropantoate 2-reductase activity. Lineage: Eukaryota; Fungi; Ascomycota; Sordariomycetes; Diaporthales; Diaporthaceae. Gene Ontology annotation, biological process: pantothenate biosynthetic process. Gene Ontology annotation, cellular component: cytoplasm. The coding region runs from base 333 to 1568 and encodes 411 amino acids. The record is from RefSeq and is a predicted model, not a curated record.
CUCGAUCCAGUCACCUAGCUGCUUGCUUAUUACUUGCGACGGAACUGCGUACCGGUAUCUACCUGCUGUGGCAUCGCAUUAUCACUUGUUUCCUGGACCCUUGUUGCCUGUCCUCUGUUCGGGCAGAAACGUGAAUUCUAAUUUCCUGGUCGAGCCAAGCCGCCCCGGGAUCAGGCCCAGUGUGAUUUGCUCGCCCGCGACGUGGCUGGUCCUGGUAUACGGACCGCAGACGGAGCCAGGCAGGCAGGCGGGCGGGCUCACCGUCCGUUCAUAAAAGCUUGCUGCUGGGGAUCGUCACGGCUUCUGGUAUAUUCACUUUCGGGGGGUACAUUAUGCGGUCACUCUUCCCUCUGAUUCACGCAUCAUGGCUCUGUGGCACAAUAAGAAUGCCCCUUUCCUUCGGGAGAUUGGGCUCCCGAAUUCACUGCCUCAAUAACAAAAAAUCCACCGCAUUGAGAUCACACUCCACAGUUCGCUCGAAAACACCAAAACAAGUCAGUAUGGGCUCGGUUCCGGAUACAAAAGCCAAUGUCCUCCUGGUCGGCUCCGGUGGGGUUGGCACGAUGGCAGCCUACGCCCUUGAGCAAGGAGGCAAGGCGAGCGUGACGGCAGUCCUGAGAUCCAACUACAAUGCCGUCAACGAGAAGGGCUUCCAGAUCAACUCCAUCCAGCAUGGCCAGGUCAAGGGCUGGAAGCCAAGUUUUGUUCGCAACACCAUCCCGAAAGUCAAAGAGGAGGAUCUGCACUACAACUACGUAGUCAUCGCCACCAAAAACAUCGCAGACAUCCCACCCUCAAUGCCAGAGGUCAUCGCCCCAGCCAUCACACCAGGGCGCACCAACAUCCUCCUGCUCCAAAACGGCCUCAACAUCGAGCGGCCCUUCAUCAAGGCCUUCCCAACCAACCCCAUCCUCUCAGGGAUCACAGUCAUCGGCGCCUCAGAGAACCCCAGCGGCACGAUCAAGCACGACAACUACGACAUCUCCUACAUCGGCGCCUUCGACAACCCAGGCGUCGACCCGGCCACAAGCCAGGCCGCAGCCCGGGCCUUUGUGGACCUGUACGGCGCCUGCCCCGCCGUGACGUGCACCUACGACGCCGACGUGCCGUUCAGCCGGUGGCGCAAGCUGCUGUACAACGCGAGCUUCAACACGGUCGCGGCGGUGCUGCGCAUGGACGUGUCCACGAUGCGCGCGAGCGAGCACGUCGUCGACGACCUGGUCCGGCCGCUGAUGCUGGAGAUCGUCGCCGCCGCCGCCGCCGCGGCGGGCGUCGUGCUGCCCCGCGCCGAGGUCGAGAAGAUCAUCACCGUCGACCUGUACGCCAGCUUCUUCGUCCCGAGCAUGGCGCAGGACGUCCUGCGGGGGAACUUCACCGAGUUUGAGAACAUCGUCGGGGAGCCGCUGCGGGAGGCCGAGGCGCGCGGGGUGCCGGUCCCGACGCUGAGGGUUGUCUAUGGGCUGCUGAAGGGCUUGCAGUUCCGGACCAUGGUUGCGAAGGGGCUGGUUGAGGUCCCGGGGAGGAGCUCGCCUGAGAUGAAGUAUGGUGAUAAGAAUCAGAAGUGGUGA